Messenger RNA from Syngnathoides biaculeatus (alligator pipefish), 2969 nucleotides. RefSeq names its product ephrin-A3a (gene efna3a). NCBI's taxonomy places the organism in Eukaryota, Metazoa, Chordata, Actinopteri, Syngnathiformes, Syngnathidae. The coding region runs from base 482 to 1171 and encodes 229 amino acids. Gene Ontology annotation, cellular component: plasma membrane. The transcript has 6 exons. Gene Ontology annotation, biological process: ephrin receptor signaling pathway; axon guidance. Gene Ontology annotation, molecular function: ephrin receptor binding. The record is from RefSeq and is a predicted model, not a curated record.
UUUGCGCUGCUGGUGUAGUGGGUUUCGAGCGCGUCGUUGCGGGCCAUGAGUGCUUGCGCUCCCACGCGGUUCCUCAUAAUUCUCGUUAAUAUGUAACACGCUACUUCAGAACUAAUAUUCCAACAGAGACUAGAAAAAUAUUUUUUUGUUCUUUUUUUUUUUUCGUUUUUUAAAUGGCAGGUUGCAAGGUUUGCAAUUUGCACUAAAGCGGCACACCUGGCAACCCGUUAUGCGAUUAGUGCAGAGGUCAAAACCUGAGGCACGUAUCACGGAAGGAGAUGUUAAAAUGAUUGUAUUUGAAUUCAGAACUCACAUUUUUAUUAAAAUUGACGGAAAAGAGAAAAGCUGCACGCAACUGAAAGAUAAGAAUGACGACUUUUGACCUCCUUCGUCACUGUGACGUCAGAUAACGCAGUGUCCGGCCGGAGGAUUAUUCUUGGCGUCGGCGUUUCCCGGUCCUCCUCCUCCUCCGACGACGACGAUGAUGACGGCGGCCGUGGCGACGUUCUCCCUCAGCAUCAUCACGCUGGUGCUGUCCAACUUGGAGCCGUCCACGGGCAGCAACCGCCAUGCGGUGUACUGGAACAGCUCCAACCUGCUGCUACGUCGGGAGGGCUACACGGUGCAGGUGAGCGUCAACGACUACUUGGACGUCUACUGCCCGCACUACAGCGCCAGCCUGCGGGGGACGCUGGAGCGCAGCGUGGCCGAGCAGUACGUCCUGUACAUGGUCAGCUACCGCGGCUACCUGACCUGCGACCCCCGGCUCGGCUUCAAGCGCUGGGAGUGCAACCGGCCGCACGAGCCGCACGCGCCCAUCAAGUUCUCCGAGAAGUUCCAGCGCUACAGCGCCUUCUCGCUGGGCUACGAGUUCACCGUGGGACAAGAGUACUACUACAUAUCCACGCCCACUCACCACCACCACGGCCACAGCUGCCUGAGGAUGAGGGUCUACGUGUGCUGCUCCACCGUGUCACAUUCGGACGACGAAUCCGGCCAGACUUCCAACAUCUACACGGUGAGGCCGAGCAUCAAAGUCAACAACAUCGAUGAGAUUAACCCCGAAGUUCCCAAGCUGGAGAAGAGCGUGAGCGGCAGCAGCCCGUCGCGCGACCGCCUGCUGCUCGCCGUGGCCGCCACGCUGCUCGCCAGCGCCGCCCUGCUGUCCUAGCCGGCCGAGGAAGGUUUUGGGGGGGGGGGGGGGGACGCGUCGUGAAAUCCAAAUAAACAAACAAUUUUUAUUUUUUCCCCCCUCCAUUUGUUGUGGUCACGUGACAUUUCGAGCAAUGCGGAGACCCGCCCGAGCAUCAUUUGAAGGGACGGUGCCGGAUGCAGGCGUUGGUAGCGUUGCGACGGAUUGAGGUGGUGCCGGAUCGCGUGAAGAAAACGGUGCCGGAAUCAAACAAUGGGGCCGGAUGCAGACUGUGCGAGAAUUGGGACGGAACGAGGAGGUCUGCCAUUUAUGGGAUAGUGCCGGAUCGCGUGAAGAACCGGUGCCGGAUUCAGACGACGGCGCCGGAUGCAGAUUCUACGAGAAUUGGGCUGGAUUAAGGAUCUUCACGUGCCAGAUGCAGGCAAAUGCUCGCCUCAAGACGGAUGAAGAAUUUUUACGAUUUGCGGGAAGAUGCCGGAUGCGGGCAAAACGGCGCCGGAUGAAAGCAGCGCUAGCGUCGGAAUGGAUUAGGUAUGAAUCCCGUUAAGGAUGCGGAAAGCUGUGCCGGAUGCAGGUAAUACCACCGCCACCAAUGGGAUGGAUUAAUAAUGUUCACGGUGCCGGAUGCAGACAAUGCUAGCAUGGAGAUGGAUUUGAGGGCGUUUUUGGACCGUGACGACUCCGAAAGUCCAGGACUGCGAUCACCCCCAUCAACAUUUCCUUUCUUAGAGGCUAGCGAACCUCCGCGGUUAGUCCUUCUUGCCUGUUUCCUUGCCUUCACAACUCGAGAACACUUUUGGAUGCUGGCACUUUCGUAGCCGUGGUGCAGUAGAUGUGCUUUGAUGACGUGUUUGCCCCCCCCCCCCCCCCCGUUUACCCAAGCCGGUCCUGCUCUCGCCCGCGAAAACCAUUCGAGCCACACGGGGAAAGGAGGAAGAAAACAAAAACCGUACGAGAAUCCUGGUGGGGGGGCGUUUUAAAACCAAAACAUUGCAGUGAUAAAAUUUGGUUUUUACGGCAGGUCUGAACCACUUUUGCGGCACCGGUCCCGUCUUUGGACCAAACAAAAAACUCUCACAGGCCUCGUGAGAUCCAAGCCGUUAUAAAUUCAAUCAAAACCUCGGCGGUCGUAAAAUGGUAUGCAAUUAAAAAAAUGACAAUUAAUAGGCUGGGGGAGGGGGGGGGGGGUCAGAAUUUUAUGAGAAUAUCGGCAAAACGUUACGAGGAGAUGUUUUUCUCGAAACGUCCCGACUCCGUUUUCGUAACUCGCGGUCAAAGUUUUACAACUUCUUUCCGGUGUGGCUCGACCGGCCUCCGCUUUGUACCUGGCGUCGCGGACCGGUCGCCAUGGAAACCCCCCCAGCCCCGAGGAGAUUUUACUUUGUCACCGCUGACUUGGACUAUUGCAAAGUAAAAGCUUCGGCUGUCGCGUGAAUUUGCAAAAAAAAAAAAAAAAAACAACAAAAAAAUCAGGGGGGGGGAAUAGCUGUUAUAUUAAUUUAUGUAACGUGUAUUAUUAUUAUUUAUGAUUUAUUUAUGAUUCUUGUGAGUGUUCACGUGCUACGCAGGCCUUUUGCGCAACGAGCUACUGUGCCAUUUUGUGUGAAAUUUUGGGCAGAUUUUCUGUAUUAUUUAUUUAUUAUGAUUAAUAUUUUUUACUGCACAGGCAUCAUCGUCAUCAUCAUCGUGUACUGUACGCGCGUUUGUGCGCGCGCGCGCGAAUGCUCGUCCACGCUUUUCCCGGUUUGUGGCACUUAGGAAUUUGUUCAAGAGUCGUUUGUAGGAUCUUAAUAUGCAAGCGAAAGAAUGUGCUCUU